GUGUUGACAACAUUUUUUCUUUGAAUCCCCUCUCUAGUUUGCGUUGUCGAUCGGUUGAUGCUGCUUGUUUUGUUUCGCGGCAGUCUCUACGUUUAUAUGUUACAGAAAAAUGAACAACUACUGCAUUAUUCAGACGACCGAAAAUGAACACACUCUUUUAUCUGUACUACCUUCUCUAUGGAUUGUUAAAAACGGAUGGAAAUCCAAUGAAAAAAAGGAUUCACAUAAUACUGAUGGUGAUGAUUUGUGUUACUGGCCGCAAGGCGUUGCGGAUUAUCGCCUACUCGAGAAAACCAAGAAAAAUCCCAGUAUAAAACCGGAUACAAAGGUGCAGCGUGCUUUUAGGUGCAAAAUAAAAAUGACAAAAUUUGAAAGCUAUUUUGAGUCGCUCAGGGAAUUAAAGAUAAUGGAGGCGAAUUCGGAUACCGACGAAUAUGCAAACAUGAAGAGUCUGAGAAAAGUUUUAACAGCUACUGAACUUUUCAACCAGAUUCAGCAAACAAAGCCUGUACCAUCUCCGGAACUCAAAUCUUCGAACAAAUACGCAGAAUUCGCAGAGCCUCCAGAUUUUGCGCAACCUGACCAUAAGAUUGAUAUGCGAUACAAUAGUUCUUCGCUGUUGGAGUCGAAUAUGAGUGAAAAUGAUUUCUCUGGUCUGCCACAUACAUUAUUAUUGAAUCAGCCUCCAGUUAACGAUGAAUCUUCUAUGACGCCGGAUCUAUGCAAAGUACUGCAGGCAUUGCAUGUGGAAGUUGAGAGGAACUGUAAUAAAAUUGAAGAAUGUAAACUUGUUGGUAACAGAUCUAUUGCACUUCUUUCUCAAGUCAAUGCGAAACUAGAUUUGCUUGCAAACCAAGUCAAUAUGAAACUUGACACCUGUGUUUCACAUAAGUUACUGCGAACCGAACAGAAUGGAACUGAAUCAAUCAGUGCUCCCUUGAGCCCGGUUAAAAGUGAAGAAUUUAAAUCUUUGGAAAAGAAAACUGAUAACAAGCAGUUUGUUGAAGCUGUUAUCAAAUAUCUUGGUUCCAUGCAUGGCAAGAGCCAGUAUGUUGGGGAAGGCGGGACUGUUUGCCUGCAAAACGUGGACUAUUUUUUCGACCGAGAGUUUUUAAUGAAUUGCUCAUGGACUGGAACGAGCAGAAAUAAAAAUAGCGAAGAAAACAUUCAAUCGAAAAUACCUUUUCAUAAGUUUGACGGCGUCAUUAAUUCAUUCCACAAGGUGGUCAUGUUCUCCGAUCCAUCAUAUUCGCUUGUUCAGACCCAGAAUUUUCUUAAACGUUGUUUGAGAAAUGCCAAACAGUGUUUCUCAGAAAUAAAAGGAAUAAGAGCUUCCGUUGCAAAAUAGAGGCGUAGGAGAGUUACGAAACAAUCUAUUCUAAGUGAUGAAGAGGAAAGGCAGUAUGAAGAAGAACCAUUUGUGGAAUACGAAGAACUUGUGAAAGAUGAAGAAGAGGUGAAUCAGGAUGAGGUAGAAGAACUGCUAGCUGAAAACAAUCUACAGGGAAGAAUAGAUAUUAUUCAAAAUAAUAUUUCGGUUGAAGAAUAAUUGGUAGAAGAAUUUUGAUGUAAGAGUAGAAGACUACAAAACUGUUAUUGUUUUUUUUAUUAAUCAUUAUUUUAUCAUUAAUCCAAAAAAAUUAAUUUAUUAACAAUGCAUAAUCUAUCUCAAAACAUUUCAUUUGAUGGUAAGGUAUGCAGCAACGGUAUAAAUGCUGUCUCUUCAUACACUGUAAUUGCUACCAACUUGCAAAAAAUCUUAUCUAAUGUAUAAUGUUUUAAUUCGCCAAAUUUAUAUUCAUUUGUCCCUACGAAGACAUUAAUACACGAGGAAACUAAAGGGUAAUCGAAUAAAUUUGUGAACUCAGCAAUUUCGGAUCCGUAAAUGCCGUCUGAAUCUGCGUAUUUCAUAGCCGCAAUUUUAGUAUCAUUCGUGAGAAACCAUUUAUCAGAAAAUUGUUGGGUUAAGGUAAAUUCCCGUGAUAUAACAAUGCAGGAGAACUUAGUCGCAUCAGUUUUAAGUCGGUGUUUCAAAGAUAGAAAAAUGACAUUGAUCUUGCUGACAACAGGUGUAGACUGAUAUUUUUCUGUAAUACGAUUGAUGAUUUGCUGCAAUGGUCUACCCGAUCUUACUAGUUUCUUGAUUUGGGAUAAAUGGUUUUCAAAGGGAUAUGAGGAAAUAGUUGACAGUGGGCCAAAUUGAGUUACUUCGUCCACUACAUGAACAAGGUUAUGAACGCUACUAGCAAAAGAUUUAAAUAAACCAUAAAACAUACUAAUAAAUUCUUCGAACAGUUUUUUAACAAAAGGGAAAUAUCGCGCGUAAUAACUGCUAGAGCAAAUUGUUACGGCACAAAAAAAUGGCAAAAUUUUGAAAAUGUUCCUUACUGAUGAAAUGUUUUAGUAACACAAUCCCAAUGUAAUGCAAGAAAGAAGCACACUCUGAAGCUUUCCAAUGGUUUAUGCAAUCAACCCCACGUACUUGACGAUGGAUUUCCGAAGGAAGUUUAAUUGAUUUCAAACUUGUACAAAUUUUUUCUAUGACACUAUUUGGCCAUCUACUUUCAUCGCAUCCAUUAUGACCGUCUUUGUAUGCUAGAAUCAAUCUCUUCGUAAUUCUCAAAAGAAGAAGGUGCAAUGAAUCGGCCACGAUAACAUCCUCAAUUAUGUCAAUUGGUAAUUCAAGUAGCGGCGAAACAAUACGUGUUUUGCUCAAUUUACCAUUUUCACGUGUUUUGUAAAAGUUGUAGUGCCCAUCAUACUGCCCAGUACGGAAUGCAGCAUCAGUUCUUCUGGUUGCUAACGUUUGAGGGAAAAUAUUAGUCCUCAGAAGAGCGGAAUGUUGUCCAAUAGUGCAACAUUUUAAGCAAUCGUGCAGAGAAUUAAAAUUAACCCACCUGGAAAAAAUAACCGCUCAUGAAUCAACACAAGUAAUUGUUCAUUACCUGUAACGAAAGCUCAGGCGGGAGAAUCACAUAUGAAAGCCCGAAGGUGAACCGUCAUCUUGAAUCCAUUUAUUUGAAGUCCCGUUGUCAUUACAUGUUUCAAUUCCGUAACGAAUGGAGCGAGAAAUUCUUCGACUUUCUUUGGUUUACUUUUUCCAUAGAAAAUGCCAAUUAUCAUUGGCCUCAUUGAAGUAUUCUCGUGUAUGUUAAACAAAAUUGGCCAUACCUGGCUGGUUCCGUUCUUAUACAACGUUAAGCCAUCGAUGUUGAUAUUAAUGGAUAUUUUUAGUGAUUCAGCUAAUUCUGGAAAAGCCAUGCGAAGACAAUUUUCUAUAAAACCAAAUAAAAGAUAGUUGAAUAGUUUAA
Wyeomyia smithii (pitcher-plant mosquito) is the source of this 3311-nucleotide messenger RNA. RefSeq lists its product as uncharacterized. The record is from RefSeq and is a predicted model, not a curated record. Bases 110 to 1348 code for a protein of 412 amino acids. NCBI's taxonomy places the organism in Eukaryota, Metazoa, Arthropoda, Insecta, Diptera, Culicidae. The transcript is spliced from 3 exons.